Thecamonas trahens ATCC 50062 is the source of this 1531-nucleotide messenger RNA. RefSeq lists its product as uncharacterized. Lineage: Eukaryota; Apusomonadida; Apusomonadidae. Bases 176 to 1531 code for a protein of 451 amino acids. The record is from RefSeq and is a predicted model, not a curated record. The transcript has 3 exons.
GGCUGCACGGCGGGAGAAGCUUGUGCGGAAGCGAGUGAGCGAGCAUGUUGGGCUUGGAACUCCGCAUGUCAGUCACUCGGCCAAAGACGAAAAUGAUGGACCUGUUGGAAGUGUUGAUGGUCAUGGUGGCGGUCAUCAUCAUCGUGGGAGUCCGGCAGAGGUUGCUGAGAGGCAGAUGCAGUGGCUCAAGGAGAAGGAGGCAAGGAGAGAGGCAAGGCGAUGCCAACUGGAGCGCGAGGAGAGGUCAUCGGCAAGGUUUUCCAAGCCGCUGGAUCACUCAAAAGCAGGAAAACAACAUGGUGAUGAGCUGGUCAGCAGCUCGUUCUGGGACAGGACAAAUGCGUCGAUCGAGACGUGGAAGGCCACACGCGCAGGUGUGGGCGAAGGAGAUGCUGUAGAGGCGGACAAGCUCGCCCAGCUUCCGGCCAUCAAUGCCCGGUCGCGAGAGUUGGCGGCCAAGGCGGACAAGCGGCCGUUUCUGGAGCGGGUCAAGGCUGAUCUGGAAACACGCAAGGAGCACCGCCGCAAGGCACGGGCGGCCGCCGCCGAGCGCGAGGCUGCCGCAACGCACUCGGCCAUCCUCGAUGCCCGAGCCGGGCCCAAGCGCAAGCCAUCAUCUCGGCUUCCGCCGCCGCCGCCGCGACAGGAGCUCCCGCCGCUGAGCGCCAAGCAAGAGGCAGCGGUCUCAAGGCUGACCCAGUGGGAGAACCGCCGCCGGCAGCGCCUGGCUGAGGCCCGGGCGGCCGCUGCUGCCGACCUGCCGUCGUUUGCACCGCAAAUCUCGCAACGGACGAAGCGGCUGGUUGGCCAGUGGAACGAUGGUGGCGAGCCUGUCCAUGAGCGGCUGCACCGCGAAGCCACGGUUGCGAGCACCCACACGCAGGCUGUCCGCGUUGCGCUCGUACUUGAGACCAUUUUUGACGCCUGCGCCCACGGCGUGGUGGCCAACGCCAUUCUCCAGUCGUCGCAAGCAUCUGCUCCGUCGCCACAGGCCACAGCCGCACCCAGCGAGGAUGCGCCCUCGCCUGCCAAGCCGACGGCGGAGGCGACCGCAGUCUCGUCGCCGCGGCGGUCGCGCGAUGCGAGCGACGGCGCAGAGGCCAAGGCCGAGGCUGAGGCCAGCGUCGAGACCGAGAUCGGAGGCAGGACCGCAAGCGAGGCCGAGACAACCAUCCACGAUGAGAGUAAGGAGAAGUCGCUGUCACCGGCCGAGCGGCAAGCACUACGCAACGCCGAGAUCCAGGCCGCACGCCAGCGAAGGACGGAGCGCAAGUUGCAGCUGCAGGCGCACAUGCAAGAGCUGCAAGAGAAGAAAAAGGCCGAGGCCGCGGCCGCCGAGCGUGCUAAGCGGAUGGAGCAAGCGCGCCGCAAGCGGCUGGCGCAGUCGUCAGGGAACACCCCAGCCAUCUCGAUCGUGCCAUCCAGCCUCGAUCGCGACGACGCCGUUCUCGCCUUUGAGUCUUACAGCGAGUCUUCAGACGAUGGCGACCGGCUUGUCCACGGCAGUGAUCAGGCACGGCAGCAGCCGUAA